AUGAUACCCCGAUCAGCAGUGCUACGGAGGCCACUGGCUAGCUCAAUCAGUUACAUCCAUACCUUGCGCCCUCUCUCCACGACCGCCCCCAUACUAAAUGCUCGUGCCUCGGCCCCGGAGAACCCCCCGACUCGACCCCAUGGAAUCGAUCCGCGAUGGCUCACCAUGAUGAAGCGACGAAUCGGGCGGUGCAUGAUGUUUGGUCUCAAGCCAGCCCAGAUUGAUGAUGCCGGCAAGAUUCUCCAGCAAUUGGCGCGGGAUUGGCGUGAAUUGAUUGCGGGGAGUGAGGGAUUCUUGACCGAUGAGAAGAGGCGGAGCUUGUAUCGGCAUAAUGUGGUGUGGGGAGAGAUGGAUAUAAUGGGCCACGUCAACAAUGUCACCUACGUCCGAUAUGCCGAGUCCGCUCGAGUGAAUUGGACACGCAAUAUUGGCUUGCACAUCGACCCUGCUAACAAGGAUAAAUGGACAAACCUGCUCAAUUCAACGGGCAUUGGUCUGAUUCUACGAAGUAUCAAGGUUGACUACAAAUUUGUGAGUGACCUUGCGACCAAGCCUAUCAAGACCCUUCCAGUACUGACCUCACCGCAGCCCAUGACUUGGCCAGACAAGAUCACCAUAUACCAGAAACUAGUCCAUGACCCGUCAUCAUCUCUAUCCUCCCAAUCCGCAUUCCAACUACAAGUGAUGAUUCUGUCAGAGGCCCGUCAGCGUCCCGCAGCUCGUUGCCACGAGGACAUUGUCACAUAUGACUAUAAGAAGAACCGCAAGACCCCUGAACUGCCACCAUUCCUCUUUGAGCAGUUCAAGGUUAUUUGGGAAUUACAAGAAAAGGCAAAGAAGGACUGGCAAGAGCGUAUCUUGGAGAUUGAGAACCGAGUGCGGACCCUUGAGGUUGAGAGCUGGGAUCGUGCGGAUGCGGUAGAGGAUACGGGAUCAGCAUAG
Penicillium cataractarum is the source of this 942-nucleotide messenger RNA. Its product is annotated as thioesterase family protein. Lineage: Eukaryota; Fungi; Ascomycota; Eurotiomycetes; Eurotiales; Aspergillaceae. Gene Ontology annotation, molecular function: fatty acyl-CoA hydrolase activity. The transcript has 2 exons. The record is from RefSeq and is a predicted model, not a curated record. Bases 1 to 942 code for a protein of 313 amino acids.